GUACAUAACUUCCGAUGCUGAUUCCUCUGAUGUACCAUUUCUUCACUGUACAUAUCAUUCAAUGCACUUCCUUCAUUCUAUGCUGUGCAGGUCGUUGCGAUGCGAAGCACGCAGUCAAUGUCUGACCAUGUGACCGUUUGUGACCAUGGUCCACCAACACUGCAUCAGGCGACCUCAACAAUUCCCGUCCCGUCCCUCUCUCAAAAAGCGCUCAGCAACGCCGCCAGUAUUGACAACGUAGCAUCCAGAGGCCCAGUAAUCGUUCCCGGAAGUUCCCCUGGACCAUGCAAGUCCAACAACAACAACAACCCUCGUCCACUCAGCACGCUUUACCAUCACUUCAAAGCAUCACCCUUCCUACAUCGUCAUCCAAGUCUCCCUUCUUUGUCGUUCCAGCAGUACCCCAUUUGCAGCAGCCUACUACCUCCAGACCCCAAGCCAAGCCAUCUUUUACAAUCCCUCACCCAAACCCAGUAAAGCCAGAACAGACCCCUCCAUCCCCAAACAUCUUCACCUACAAAGCCCCAGCGCACAAACAUGCCCACCAUCUUCAUAGCAUACCUCCAAAGGAGAAGACAGUCCAGACUUUGAUUCUUGAUCAUAUGUUAUGGCUGCAUUCACGCACUCGUUUCAACCAGGUCAGAUCUGAGCUGGGAAUGCAGACUGGGUCCCCAGAAGGUCCAACCGAAAAGGACGUCACUGAAACUGAUGAUGAACUUGCUCGCGAGCUACUUUUUGGGUUAACCGGGGACGACCGGUAUAAAGGCCUCAGUGCUGAUGCGAACCGGUAUGUACCAAAUGUGGACAUUGAGACCGCAAAAGUUCAAAGGGCGAACGCAGAAGGAAUGGAGAAGGUUCUUACUUCCUUACUCACCCAGCGGUCCGUUGGUUCUCGUCACACUCACGAAGUGAAUCCUGGAGUUCCGGGGGUGUUACCAAAUGGGGUUAGGAUCAGAAUUGUGCUUUCUGCUCUUGUCAACGACCUGUUCGCACGCGAUCAGCACCUUUUUGGCCCCGAUGAGCAACCAGAGAACGUGCUUUCAGGGUUGUCAAGUGAUUUGUCGCCCAUGUCCAUUGCAUCAAUCGUAGCCAGCGGCACCGCUUCCUCCACUGAAUUGCGCUGGGCCCAAAUGGAUUUUGAACCGUCGCCAGGCGUUCCCAUUUCCCUCGCCCCCCUCACCCCGAUCUCGUCCUUUCAGCAAACUAGGGUCAAGUCCAGCCUUGCCUCGGAAUCGAAGUCAGGUGGACCUCCAGCGCGAUCUAUUUUUUCCUCGAUUCCUCGUGGGGCCGGUAUGGAGUCUCCAUGGGCUCUUGGAUCAUUGAACAGUCUAUCUGCAAGGGGACCCGAGUCGGCAUCGGCAUCCCACUUCGUUUCUAGCCUGCCCUUUGCUUCAUCAUCCUCAGGGUCGCAUGCAAGCCGAGGCCCUCGAGUGCGCAAAGCUGUCGGGCGUUCUCGGGAUUUGUACAAUUCUGGAAUUCGAAGGUGUUGGCCCAUUUGUGCAAGUCACCUGACGGAUUUUGAUGAAUGUCCACCUGAGUGCCUUCACGCAGAGGCCUAUGCAGCGGACAAGAAUGGUCUUCUUACACUAUUAAUUCAAAGAAGCCUGACCACGAUCGGUUCAGGGUUGCCGGACCCCUGCAUUCCAUUGCGCUCUGCUAUUCCUCAGUUUGUCCUCAACGACGUUAACGACAAGGGCGAACCAAAGGAACUCGCCAUUAGCGGAACACGGAUGGCUGCACUUUUGCCGCGAUUCCUCAGGCUAUCUGCCUUCGUCGCUCGAGAACUUGGUUGUGAGAUGCGUGAGCAGCGGCAGCAAUUCGCUGAUGUGAAGGCCGGGACUAUCAUACCUGCGGAGCCCUCUUCCUCCAACCCCACUUCUAUUGCUGGCAUUCCUUCCACCACUGGCGACGGGCGUCCCACCCGCAUCUGGUAUGCCUUACUGAGUGGUAUGGUCACUAGGGCCGCUUUAGAGGGAUACCUGGGACGUGGUUGGUUGGGGCCCGAUGCUCUUGAAAUCCUUUUUGGUAUUGGGGUAGGUGUGGACUGGGAAGAGGUUGUUGAGAAACCUGACGAAAAGGAUGUUUCCGCAAUGCGUGCCCGCUCGGGAUCGGCCUCAUCUGACGUGAAAUCCGUGGAGGAUGAUGGAGUCAGCCAGAAGCGAGGAUCGAUUGACACGUCACUUUCGGAAGCUUAUGCUGCCCAGUUUGAGCCCGAUGGCAUGCCUACGUUAGCCGAGGCCGCGAAAAUUCUCUUCAAACGUAGUAUUCCUACUGGCAUCGCGGGUACUCAGUCAGAGUUGAGUGUUAUCAACUCCUAUGCGAAUGGAUUCCAGACCACAUGUUUGGGAAACACACGCCCCAUUGACACUGAUCCUGAAUGGGCGGUUGAGAUGACUGAACGUGUCUCCGAGUUUGCCAGUGUGCACCAUACGACCGACCUUCACACGCAUUUGCUUGACCUUUCGAAGCGAUAUCCGGCUGAGCCUGUUGAACGUGCAGCUCUUCGAUUCUUGGAAGCCAUUGCUCAGUGGCGUGGUCUACCAGAAUUGGAACAGUACAAGGAACGUGUUCGAAAAGCCAAUACCGUUGCGACGCAGCCCUCGGCUUCUCUGGAGCGCCGCCGUGGUUCUCUGUCCAUUUCUUCUCUCGUGCACCCCACAGAGACAUCUGACCCGACCUUUGAGCCCAGCUCUUCCGCUAUCUCAUCCCAGUCAAAUACUCCCGUUACUUCUCCUGUCCUUAAAUAUUUUGUCGUCCCGAAGCAUGUCAUCGCUUCUCUCCCUCCUUAUCCCUCAAAAAAACGCGUGCGCGAUGAAGGCCCUGAGGCUGAAGCAAAGCGAUUAAAAACCCCUCGUGUAGGUGCAUCAUCAUCUGCAACCGCUGCAGCUAAUACAUCUCUACCUGGAAUCCUAUCUGCACCUGCAAACCCUCUGGCUGAAUCUUCCUGGACUGGGCCUACGGUGUUUAAUAGGAAACAUAAUUUCCUGUCUCCUCCCGAUGUACAUGUAUAUAACCUCAGUUGAAAAU
This is a messenger RNA of Cantharellus anzutake, 3027 nucleotides long. RefSeq lists its product as uncharacterized. Bases 285 to 3023 code for a protein of 912 amino acids. The transcript has 6 exons. The record is from RefSeq and is a predicted model, not a curated record. Lineage: Eukaryota; Fungi; Basidiomycota; Agaricomycetes; Cantharellales; Hydnaceae.